Messenger RNA from Numida meleagris (helmeted guineafowl), 875 nucleotides. It is a transcript of the gene SHISAL2A, whose product is annotated as family with sequence similarity 159 member A. The record is from RefSeq and is a predicted model, not a curated record. Lineage: Eukaryota; Metazoa; Chordata; Aves; Galliformes; Numididae.
GCGGCGGGCAGCUCCGCCACAGCGCGAUGAGCUCCGAGUGCAGCAGCUACCUCAACGCCGACAGGGUGCUGGUGAGCGGCUUCAGUUGCCCGCGGGUGGGAGGCGAUGCCCGCGCCGUGUACUGCUGUGGUUUCCAGGACGUCAAGUACUGCUGCGAUGACCCCCACAGCUUCUUCCCCUACGAGCACAGCUACAUGUGGUGGCUCAGUAUUGGAGCGCUUGUGGGCCUGUCAAUAGCAGCGGUGGUCCUGUUUGCUUUUAUCAUCACUGUGUGUGUUCUCUGUUAUUUGUUUAUCAGCACAAAGCCACGCAGCAAACUGGAUACUGGUUUAAGCCUACAGAUGGCAGGUAUGGAACUGCAUCCUUCACAUGGCUCUUACCAGUAUAAGCUGUUGACAGAACCAAAUGGCUUCGAGAGUGUCCUCAGCCACAAGGAUAGACUGUGACCCACAAGAACCUCACCAACUCUUCCAGAGUUGUUUCCAGGUUGCAGCAAUCACAGCUGAUAUCAAGGCGCCAACCUGAGGCUGUGCCAGGAUAUGUAUUUCUGUAUGGUUACUGUACUGGGAAGUAUAUAUUUUAAUUUGCACCAGAUACUGCUGAUAGUUAUUUUCAUGUGAAUUGUCGUCUUAUGCUGUGCAGUUCCAGUGAUAUAACAGUUGUCAGGCAGAGCAUAAUUUGGUACACCCAAAUUAUGUUGAGCAAGAGUUUUUAAAAUUUUCCUUGUGUGCCAUCUUAACGUGAUGUCUUUGCAUCAUUAGUAUGAUCUAUAAUCAAGUGUGAUGGUUUGGUUCACAAACAUGUGAAUGCAAUGCAGUACCUCAAUAAAAUCUGGCAUUCACUUGUGUUGUUUUUUCUUAAUUCAUCACUUGGUU